Messenger RNA from Knipowitschia caucasica, 489 nucleotides. The record is from the annotation of a GenBank genome assembly. Lineage: Eukaryota; Metazoa; Chordata; Actinopteri; Gobiiformes; Gobiidae.
AUGAACCGGAAAACAAGAUCUCAGCCCUUUGUCCAGUCAAGGAAGGAAAACGCAAAGACUAAACCCAGGCUAACAAACCAAGCUGAAGGAAGACACCUGGAGCUAGCACAAGCACUCAAAUCACACAACACCCACGCACACACAUCCCUGGAAACAUGUGGACCUGAUCUGGAUUAUAGAGCCGCACAGACGGAAAAGGUCUGUGGACUGACAGGCGCUCUACCAUGCCUGUCCCCCCACCCCCAAGCCCCCACAAACAGACACAUCCGCCCCAUACACACCUCCAUCGAGGAGCACGGAGAGAAGAUAACCAAAGCACCAGGUCCAUCCUCUCCCUGUCCCUCCAUCCAACUCUGCUCAUCGCUCAUCCUUCACACCUCCUGCACUGUGCCUGCCCCCGGACGACCAGACGGACACUCCCGGACAUUGCCACAUUCCCGGCUUUCCAUUGGCUCACGCUUCUCACAUGCUGCCUCCUGCCAUCACUGA